GCGAAGGGAGUCCGGCCGGCGGCAGCAGCGUGAAUAAUUUAGAUCACCAUCUCCACCACCACCACCGCAGCGAGCCGCCGAACAUGGCCAAUAACGCGGCUCCCGCCGCUGCCGCCGGUAACAACAACAACGCCAGCGGCGGCGGCGGCGGCGGCUCCUCCUCGGAGCCGGCUCUGAAGGAAGGUGGAAGCUCCUCGGAGUUAUCUUCAUCUUCUUCGUCUUCUUCCUCCUCCUCCUCCUCCUCCUCCAACCCGGGCUCGGCUAUGGAGACGGGGCUGCUCCCCAACCACAAGCUGAAGAGCGUCGGAGGCGAUCACCCCGCCGCGCCGCCCCACCACCACCAUGCCCACCACCCGCAUCACCAUGCCCACCACCACCAUGCCCACCACCCGCACCACCACCACCAUGCACUACAGCAGCAGCUAAAUCAAUUCCCGCCGCCGCCGCCGCAGCAGCCGCCGCCUCAGCACCAUCCCGUGCAGAAUAACAACAGCAGCCUCGGCGGCGGCGGCGGCGGCAGCGGCAGCAACAACAACGGCGGUGGCGGUGGCGGCGCUGCUCAGCCCAGUGCAGACAUGGAGCAGCAGCAACAUGGAGGAAAAGACAGUGUUUUGGGCGCUCAGGCCGAGCCCCCCCAGCAGCCGCAGCAAAUGCUGAAUAAAGGCGCCGACGAGGAGGAGAUGCCCGGCAAGAUGGGCGAGCCCAUCGGCGGCCGCUACGACCACCCCGGCUUGGGACCCCUGGGCGGACAGCAGCAGCCCCAGCAGCCGCCCCCGAGCGCUGGGAGCGGCGGCGGCGGCCUCGGCGGCGGCGGCGGGAGCGGGGGAGGCGGCGGCGGCCCCUCCGCGGUGGGUGUCUCGGAGUUCAAUAGCUAUUAUGGCAACCCUGCCCCUGCCCCUGCCAGCAGCGCUACGGCGAGCCGCGCCGGGCCUUGCUUUGAUCAACAUGGCGGACAACAAAGCCCCGGGAUGGGGAUAAUGCACCCCACGGCGGCCCCCAACAGCAUGGACCCCCUGCAGAACUCCCACGAAGGGUACCCCAACAGCCAGUACAACCACUACCCGGGCUACGGCCGCGGCCCCAGGAAAAGUCCUUGGCGUCAGCGAAGGGGCGCGGGCACGGGAGCAGGCCGCCGCCCCCGCUCCCUCCCGCACUCCUCUGCCCCAGCCCCGGUAACUCCGGCGAUCGAUCGAUGGAUGGAUCCGAUCGAUAGGCAGGCGCGAUGA
Messenger RNA from Parus major (Great Tit), 1226 nucleotides. RefSeq names its product AT-rich interactive domain-containing protein 1B-like. The transcript is spliced from 2 exons. The record is from RefSeq and is a predicted model, not a curated record. Bases 84 to 1226 code for a protein of 380 amino acids. Lineage: Eukaryota; Metazoa; Chordata; Aves; Passeriformes; Paridae.